Messenger RNA from Caenorhabditis elegans, 454 nucleotides. RefSeq lists its product as uncharacterized. Bases 14 to 379 code for a protein of 121 amino acids. The record is from RefSeq and is marked reviewed. The transcript has 2 exons. NCBI's taxonomy places the organism in Eukaryota, Metazoa, Nematoda, Chromadorea, Rhabditida, Rhabditidae.
GACAACAACAAACAUGUUUCGUUUGACUUUGGUUUCACUUGCUCUUUUGGUUUGCACUAUCAAUGCUAACCUAUUCGACUCCUUCUUGAGAACAGAAAAGGAGGUUGUAGUUGUUAAUCAGAAUGACCAGGGAGAAGUUAAUGCUGAAAUUUCUCAAAAUCCAUCAGAAGACACGAGCUUAGCUGUAAUUGAUAACGAUACCCCAAUUGCAUUAAUGGAUGAUUUGGGUUCAGAAGGUCAAGGCAAUGGAGUUGUGAUUCGUGCAAAGAGAUAUUAUGGAUGCGGUUGUGGUUGUUGUGGUUGCUGCAACUGUGCUACAAUGGCUCCCGUUUCACCCCAACCUUGUGGAUGCGGAUGCUGUGGGUGUGGAUACGGAUAACUAAUUUUAUCGACUUGACUAAUUCGAUUCAAUUUACUAACAUUUCUAACAUUGAAUAAAUAUUUAUUUUACGAC